GUGAGGAUGCUCGAUCACUUAUCUUAGGCAAUUACGGUGACAAAACUAUAAAUUUAGUUCAGAUUUACACGUCGUACAUUUAUAGAUGUUUUACUACUGAAAAAUGUUGUCGUUUCUCUUAUUGCUUCAGUUGAUUCAUCAUGUAUGGAGCCAUGGUCGCUUGAUGGAACCUCCAGCAAGAUCGUCUAUGUGGAGAGCUGGAUUUCAAGCUCCUGUCAAUUAUAACGAUAAUGAAUUAUUCUGCGGAGGAAUAGAGAAACUGUGGUCUCAAAACCAUGGAAACUGUGGUAUUUGCGGUGAUCCAUGGGACGUUCCGCCUCCACGACCGAACGAAGAUGGUGGAUUAUACGGUCGAGGCAUUAUUGUCAGAAAAUAUAAAAUGGGCCAAACUUUCACGGCGACUGUACAAUUGACAGCUAAUCAUAAUGGCUAUUUCGAGUUUCGGAUAUGUCCCGUGCAAUACGCAAAUCAAGUAGUGGAUCAAGCAUGCCUCGAUCAAAAUUUACUCCAAUUAGCCGAUGGAUCUGGUACUAGAUAUUAUGUUGGACCCGGAACGGGAGAUAUUCAUAUUAAUCUGGUACUUCCUGAAGGGUUGAGUUGUCAGAGAUGCGUGUUUCAAUGGCAUUAUCGUGCAGGAAACAAUUGGGGAAGGUGCAGCGAUAUGACUCAGGGCUUAGGUUGCGGGCCUCAGGAAUAUUUCCGUGGAUGCGCAGACAUACAGAUCGAACCUUAAAAGCGCAAUGUUACGUCAUAAGAAACGUUGUAAAAUGUAUUGUUACGCGAACAAUUAUUUAUUAUAAGCCAGCGAUUAUCAAAAUACUUUAAUGCAUAUAAAUAUUAUAUAUAUAUUAAAAAAAACAUUUAUAAUAUUUUAUUUAACAGAUUUAAAUUAUAAUUAUUUAACAAUUUUAAAAAUUAUAUAGUUCCGAAUUCAUCCAUCAGAUGGCAUUCGAUCUAGUGGCAUGGUUCCAAAACACGCCAUGGAGCGGAAACAUUUCGAAUUAAAAAAUAUAUAU
This is a messenger RNA of Centruroides sculpturatus (bark scorpion), 1016 nucleotides long. RefSeq lists its product as uncharacterized. Lineage: Eukaryota; Metazoa; Arthropoda; Arachnida; Scorpiones; Buthidae. Bases 104 to 733 code for a protein of 209 amino acids. The record is from RefSeq and is a predicted model, not a curated record. The transcript has 3 exons.